AAAAACACUGUAACAUUUCCAGUGUACAUCCUGCAAUUUGGUUUAACCUCAGUAUAUUCACAAAACAACUUGCAAUUCAUGGAUUUCUUCUCUUUUCUUAUUUUACUGGAUUUCUAAAAUAAUACAAUGAUAUAUCGUUUAUGGACAACAAUGAAUAAUAACACAGGAUACAAGAGCACACAAUGGACAAUGAUAUGGCAAGUACUUUGCUUUAUUUUAUUAUUUAUCAAUCAUGUCUCUAGCCAGUUACAAUACUCAAUACCUGAAGAAAUGAAGCUGGGAUCAGUAGUUGGCAAUGUCGCAAAAGAUAUUGGUUUGAAUGUUAAAGAUUUAUCAUUUAGAAAAUUUCAAAUCAUUUCUCAAGUUAAAAAACAGUAUUUUAAUAUUAAUUUGGAGAAUGGAGACUUAUAUGUGUCAGACAGAAUUGAUAGAGAGAUAUUAUGUGAUGCUAAACAGAGCUGCUUUAUACAUCUUGAAGCUGUCAUUGAAAAUCCUUUGAAUUUGUAUACAGUCACCAUUGAAAUACAGGAUGUAAAUGAUAACUCACCUACUUUCUCUAAGAAAUAUUUUGAUGUGGAUAUAAAUGAACUUACAUUACCUGGUGCACGUUUUACUUUAAGUAAUGCAAAAGAUCCAGAUCUAGGUUCCAAUUCUAUACAAAGUUACACACUUAGUGGUGAUGACUGUUUCAGUUUAGGAGAAAAAAUCACUAGAAAUGGAAUUAAAUAUCCUGAAAUUAUACUAGACAAACCACUGGACAGAGAGAGGAAAAGUUUCUAUGACUUAACGUUGACUGCUACUGAUGGGGGUAAACCUCCAAAAUCUGGCACUGCUUUUAUUAAGGUUAUAGUACAAGAUUUUAAUGAUAACUUUCCUCUAUUUAGUCAAGACACAUAUCACAUAAAAUUAUAUGAAAAUGCACCUGUUGGCUUUCUAGUAAUUCAGUUAAAUGCAACGGAUGAAGAUGAAGGUUCAAAUGCCUUAAUAGCUUAUUCUUUUAGCCACAUUCCUGAAAACGCAAAACAAAUAUUUAAAAUUGAUUCAUCUAAUGGUGAUAUAAAGGUAAUAGGCAAUUUGGACUAUGAAGCAUCAGAUACUUAUGAGAUGACUGUUGAAGCUAAUGAUGGUGGAAGUCAUGUUGCUGUUUGCAAGAUAUCAAUACAAGUGAUUGAUGUAAAUGAUAAUGCUCCAGAAAUAACAAUUACGUCUCUCUCAGCAACAAUUCCAGAGAACUCUCCACCUGGUACCCUCAUAGCAUUGAUUAAUAUUCGUGAUCUGGAUUCUGGGAUGAAUGGUGAGGUAAUUUGUCAGAUCUCUGACACAUUGGAUUUUCAACUAAUGCCCUCAUCUAGUAGCUACUACAAACUACUAACAGCAACAAACAUGGACCGAGAAAAGAAGUAUAUGUAUAACAUUACAAUUGAAUCUAUAGAUAAAGGAUCUCCUUCACUGUCCAGCAAUAAAACUAUUCAGUUGAUUAUAAUUGAUGUGAAUGACAAUUCACCAGUUUUUGAGAAAAUGAACUACAUUGUCUACAUUGUAGAAAAUAACCAACCAGGGAACUCGAUGCACAAUUUUCAUGCUUCAGAUCUUGAUAGUAAUGAAAAUGGAAAAAUUACAUACAGCAUUUUAAAUAGCAAUAUAGAAAAUAUUCCAGUAUCAUCAUACAUUUCGAUAAACUCAAUCACUGGGGUUCUUUAUGCUCAGAGAUCAUUUGACUAUGAACAGUUACGAGAAUUUCAGUUCCAGGUAAUGGCUAAAGACAGCGGAUCUCCUCCUCUAAACAGUAAUGUUACUGUGAAGAUAUGUAUAAUUGAUAAGAAUGAUAAUGCUCCUAAAAUUCUCUACCCCUCACCAGAUAAUGAGGGAUCAGCAUUAUUUGAAUUUAUUCCUCACUCUGCUGAGAAAGGUUAUCUAGUGACAAAAGUGAUAGCCGUGGAUGCUGACUCUGGACACAAUGCCUGGCUCUCCUAUCACUUACUGCAAGCUACUGAUGCAUCACUUUUUAAUAUUGAUCAAGGUACAGGGGAAAUUAGGAUAGGACGAGACCUUCAGGACAUGGAUUCUUUGAGACAUAAGGUUGUGAUUCUGGUGAAAGACAAUGGACAUCCUUCUUUUUCAUCUACAGUUUCUUUAACUUUGGUUGUGGCUGAAAACUUUCAGCAAGUUUUUCCAGAGAUAAUAUACAAACCUACUGAUUCAAAAAUAUCAUCUAAUGUAACAUUCUACCUGGUAGUAUCCAUCGCCCUGAUUUCCCUUUUAUUCAUUGUGACAGUGAUGGUUACAGUAAUCUAUAAAUGCAGAAAAUCAGAUACUCAAACAUCUUUCAGAAAUAUUAGUAGAGAUGUGUAUCCUCAAUUCACCCUGGGAUGUUCUUCUGAGAUCAGUGAUGGGAGCUUGCCUUUCCCAUUCUCUUAUGAUGUGUGUGUGACCCUUGACUCAAAGCAGAAUGAAGUUGCCUAUCUGAAACCGGUCCAGAAUGUUCCCACAGACAAUCUCAUUGACACAGGUGAUUCCGCAGCUGUAAAUGGUUCUUCAAGCAAUGAUUUGCCUAAUAACAAUGCUGCAUUCUGUUUAUUAUAACUGUGGUUAAUAUAUAAAAAUCAUUCUAUAAAAUAUAGAAUUUCACACUGGAAUGCAUAUUUGUAGUAUAUCCACAUAUGCAUAAUCGAAUAAACAUACAUAAACAUUACAUACAAACAUUUUGUUUGUAUGAGAUGCUAUCAAUGUUCAGAUCUGUUUAAUCUUAUCAAAAUUCUAUUUUGGAAUUCAAAUAGUGAAUUUACAUCAGUCAAAUCCCUACUUACUACUCUCUGAAUUUAUUUUACAAGUGGGAUUAAUUUAGUACAUUUUGGAGCCCAUAAAGAGUUGUCAAAAACGUCAUCAGUGCAUAUCUCUGUACAUAUCUCUACGGCAACAGCAUAGUUUCACAGAUCCACUGUGUUUGAAUGUGCAUGUUUUAAAAUUUAUA
Pseudophryne corroboree (corroboree frog) is the source of this 2971-nucleotide messenger RNA. RefSeq names its product protocadherin gamma-B2-like. Lineage: Eukaryota; Metazoa; Chordata; Amphibia; Anura; Myobatrachidae. Gene Ontology annotation, biological process: homophilic cell-cell adhesion. The record is from RefSeq and is a predicted model, not a curated record. Gene Ontology annotation, molecular function: calcium ion binding. Bases 127 to 2583 code for a protein of 818 amino acids. The transcript has a single exon. Gene Ontology annotation, cellular component: plasma membrane.